AUGCCCCCGCGUACACCACGUCGCACUGCUGUUCGCCGCACUCCUUACCGACCCCGUGAGUCUAAACUCCCUAAGCCUGAAUCUCCGCCCGAUUUACCCGAAACUAAAACGCAAAUCAUUGACCUAGUGAAGUACUACAAAGAGAAAGACCGAGUCCGUGAUGAGUACAUUAAAGCCCUUAAGGAAGAGAAUGCUUAUUUACGCUCUCAUGCCCAGUUUAAGUCUUCUCAAGAUACAACUCAGUCUAGUGAUAAGAGUGGUAGUGAUAGUAAUGUAAUUGAUUGUUCUGCUUUAUUAGGCCUAACCGUUACUAAGGUUGAUGAUGUUUUUCACUGUACUCAUACGAUUGAGAAGGGUGAUAUUGUCUCUUCAAUUGGCUUUACUUUAACUUAUGCUAAUGGGAUAUAUACCUAUACGCAUAAGGAGAGUAACAUAAGAGAUCUACCAGACUAUCUAACACAAGAGAUAUACUUUGAAGAGGACCAAAUUAAACUGUUCUUCUUUAACAUAUACGAGUGUGUAGCUAGACGAGAAUAA
Messenger RNA from Nematocida homosporus, 537 nucleotides. RefSeq lists its product as uncharacterized. Bases 1 to 537 code for a protein of 178 amino acids. Lineage: Eukaryota; Fungi; Microsporidia. The transcript has a single exon. The record is from RefSeq and is a predicted model, not a curated record.